This is a messenger RNA of Ochotona curzoniae (black-lipped pika), 1399 nucleotides long. RefSeq names its product serine racemase (gene SRR). The record is from RefSeq and is a predicted model, not a curated record. The transcript has 8 exons. Lineage: Eukaryota; Metazoa; Chordata; Mammalia; Lagomorpha; Ochotonidae. Gene Ontology annotation, molecular function: threonine racemase activity; magnesium ion binding; pyridoxal phosphate binding. Gene Ontology annotation, cellular component: cytoplasm. Gene Ontology annotation, biological process: pyruvate biosynthetic process; L-serine metabolic process; D-serine biosynthetic process. Bases 317 to 1330 code for a protein of 337 amino acids.
AAUAUGGGACUUGGAAACCAGCUUCUAACCCAAGCUAACCACACACUUCAUGUUACUGUCAAUACUUCUGACCUUUGCAUAUUGUCUUCCGUGACUUCAUCCCUUUGGCCAGUGAUUCUAGGCUAAGAUGGAGCAGUCAGAGCCCUUACUCAGAAUUUUUUUUUAAAUUCAAACUAAGAGAAAGAAAGUUGCUCUGCAGUGUGGAAGCGCAUAGAGCCUAAAGCACAGGAGCUGUCCGCAGUCACGGGUCCUGCCCUAUGGAGCCAGCUGAUAUGCAGUGGAAAAGAAGCCGACAUGCAGAAGGCAGCCGAGAACUAUGUGUGCUCAGUACUGCAUCUCCUUUGCUGAUGUUGAACAAGCCCAUACCAACAUCCAAGAUGUUAUCCACCUCACACCGGUGCUGACAAGCUCCAUUUUCAAUCAAGCAACGGGGCGAAAUCUUUUCUUCAAAUGUGAACUCUUUCAGAAAACUGGAUCUUUUAAGAUUCGUGGUGCUCUGAACGCUGUCCGAGGCUUGAUUGCUGCCACCUCGGAAGGAAAGCCUAAAGCAGUCGUGACUCACAGCAGUGGGAACCAUGGCCAGGCUCUCACCUAUGCUGCCAAACUGGAAGGAAUCCCUGUUCAUGUUGUUGUACCCCAAACAGCUCCCAACUGUAAGAAACUGGCCAUACAAGCCUAUGGCGCCUCUAUUGUGUACAGCGAGCCGAGUGAUGAGUCUAGAGAAAAUGUUACAAAGAGAAUUGUGGAAGAAACAGAAGGCAUCAUGAUACAUCCCAACCAGGAACCUGCAGUGAUAGCUGGGCAAGGCACAAUUGCCCUGGAAGUGCUGAACCAGGUUCCCUUGGUGGAUGCACUUGUGGUUCCGGUAGGAGGAGGAGGAAUGGUUGCUGGAAUAGCAGUUACGGUUAAGGCUCUGAGACCUGACGUGAAGGUUUAUGCUGCUGAACCCUUGAACGCAGAUGACUGCUACCAGUCCAAACUGAAAGGGGAACUCACACCCAAUCCUGGCCCUCCAGAAACCAUAGCAGACGGCGUCAAGUCCAGUAUUGGCUUAAACACCUGGCCUAUUAUCAGGGACCUUGUGGAUGACAUAUUCCUUGUCACAGAGGAUGAGAUUAAGUAUGCGACCAAGCUGGUGUGGGAAAGGAUGAAGCUACUGAUUGAACCGACAGCUGCUGUUGGAGUGGCUGCUGUACUUUCUCAGCAUUUCCAAACUGUUUCCCCAGAAGUGAAGAAUAUCUGUGUUGUGCUCAGUGGUGGAAAUGUAGACUUAACCUCUGUAACUUGGAUGAAACAGGCUGAAAGGCCAGCUCAGUCUGUCUGUGUUUAAGUUACCCAAAAGGAAGAGAUGGGAUACAAUGUCUCUAAACAUGUGGGACUUUGUUUUCUGGUUAUUGUC